GAGUGCGUGUCCUGCUUGGACAAGCUCCCCGUGACCGGCGUCAUCAAGCUGACCUGCCACUCCUAUUGCCCAGAAUGCUUCCAACGUCUCAUCGCAACAGCCUGCGAACAUGAGCAGUCCUGGCCUGCGACUUGUUGCCUCAACGAGAUCCCCGCCUGCACCAUCCUCAGCAAUCUUCCCCACGACAGCGAACUCUACGACAUCUUCCGCGCUCGCUGCGUGGAAUGGAACACCCGGCCGGCACACCGCAUCUACUGCUCCCACCCCUCCUGCAGGCUAUUCGUCCCCCCCGCCAACAUCGACCCCGCCACCCGCACCGCCCGCUGCCCCGCCGGCCACGCCACCUGCACCCUCUGCCGGGAGCCGCAACACCCCAGCACCACCGCCUGCCGUCUCGACGGCGACGCCGCCCUCACCGAAGCCCUCGCCCAGGAAGAAGGCUGGGUACACUGCGCCAGAUGCCGCGCCCUCGUCGAGCACCGCGACGGCUGCGAGCACAUGAUCUGCCGCUGCGGCUACCAGUUCUGCUACGUCUGC
Messenger RNA from Sodiomyces alkalinus F11, 537 nucleotides. RefSeq lists its product as hypothetical. The record is from RefSeq and is a predicted model, not a curated record. Gene Ontology annotation, molecular function: ubiquitin conjugating enzyme binding; zinc ion binding; ubiquitin protein ligase activity. The transcript has a single exon. The annotation marks the transcript as partial. Gene Ontology annotation, biological process: protein polyubiquitination; ubiquitin-dependent protein catabolic process; positive regulation of proteasomal ubiquitin-dependent protein catabolic process. Lineage: Eukaryota; Fungi; Ascomycota; Sordariomycetes; Glomerellales; Plectosphaerellaceae. Gene Ontology annotation, cellular component: cytoplasm; ubiquitin ligase complex.